CACUGAGUCUCUCAGUCACUUUAAAGCGAGACAAAUUAACGAUCUGCAAACCACAGGCUCUCGUAUUUGCUAUUAAGAAAGUUUCUAUAGUGUACUUUUUGCGAGUCAGAGCUGAAAGGCAGCGGAUCAUGAUGGACUACAUGACGGACAAGUUCCCGCUAAAGUGUGAAGCAGGAAAAGGGACCGACUUUUACCUGGAACCACUCAUGGAUCCCUUAGAGAGCAUGCAGUACUACAGCAAGAGCUCCAGUAAGAGCGGUCAGCACUACACACUGCAAAACACCGAGCACCACAGCAUUCUGGAUCGAUCCUCUCCCUGUGACAACACAGCCUCUGCAGCUCCUCAUUACUGCAGCGGGAAGGCGGAUGACGGCGGCGGACACACGGAGCUCACAGGGCCGCUGGAGGAGCGCUGCGGUGUGAGGACAUCACCGGGGACAACACCUCAGGACAAAACAGACUUGGAUGACAUUGGCGAAAAGUGUGACAGUAACGUGUCCAGCAGCAAAAAAAGACGCCACCGGACCACGUUUACGAGCUCCCAGCUCGAGGAGUUGGAGAAAGUCUUCCAAAAAACUCAUUAUCCAGAUGUGUAUGUAAGAGAACAGCUGGCCAUGCGCACCGAGCUCACCGAGGCCAGAGUGCAGGUGUGGUUUCAAAACAGAAGGGCGAAGUGGAGAAAGAGGGAGCGCUAUGGACAGAUCCAGCAGGCUAAAAGUCAUUUCGCAGCCACAUAUGACAUUUCAGUGUUGCCCAGGACAGACAGCUACUCACAGAUACCCAAUAACUUGUGGCCGGCUCCUACACCGGGUGGCUCAGUGGUUUCCUCCUGCAUGCUCCCGCGUGGUUCUCCACCAUGUGUACCAUCGCCAUACCCCCACUCCCCGCGAGCCCCUGAACACAAUUACAUUAGCUUCCCUAACCACCAGCAGAACCAGUUUGGUGUUAAUCCUGUCUCCCUCAACAACUUCUUCACUGAUUCACUUUUAGCCCCAGCACCAAACGGGCAUGCAGCCUUUGAGAGCAAACCUGAGUUUGAGAGGCGGUCAUCAAGCAUCGCUGUCCUCAGAAUGAAAGCCAAAGAACACACAGCCAACAUCUCAUGGGCCAUGUGAUCCCUGUGUGCUCAGACUCUUCCCUUUAAACAGUAUUAAAUAACUUUAAUAAAUUGAUAAAGAUAUUGAUAUGGACGUUUUUGUUGUUUUUUUAACCAAGAAGGACUUCCUGCUCGUUGAAUUGAUCAUUAACCUAAAAGGUUCUAUUGAGGAGCUUCAGUUUGAGCCAGCAUCAAUUAUCAGUAUUACUUUCAACAACUUGACAAUACAAAACUUGAUUUACAUAUUCUGCGUAAAUGAAUGUAUGUGUUAUGAAUGUCGACCAACCUUAGCAAUAGUGUGCCUUAUGUAUGAUGCACUUAUGGUGAUGUGAAAACAGUAACACAGGGAGCUUUACUACACUUUGUACUCAGGACCUGAAGUGGACAAGAUGUCCUUUAGAUGCUUACACAAGUCACAUGUCUGUGUGCCUUAAAACAAAGAUGUGUAAAAUUCAGAAAUGUGCUUGGCUGUUGUUUUGCCACAAUCAGAGGGGCUCAUUGCACUCUGCAGGGAUUGUAUUUCAAUAAAUGUGUUUGGAGAUUCCACAAAGAAGUAUUGUGAUUUAUAUACUGUAUCAUAUCCUAUUU
Clarias gariepinus (North African catfish) is the source of this 1684-nucleotide messenger RNA. RefSeq names its product ALX homeobox 1 (gene alx1). NCBI's taxonomy places the organism in Eukaryota, Metazoa, Chordata, Actinopteri, Siluriformes, Clariidae. Gene Ontology annotation, molecular function: DNA-binding transcription activator activity, RNA polymerase II-specific; RNA polymerase II transcription regulatory region sequence-specific DNA binding. The transcript is spliced from 4 exons. The record is from RefSeq and is a predicted model, not a curated record. The coding region runs from base 129 to 1115 and encodes 328 amino acids. Gene Ontology annotation, biological process: embryonic skeletal system morphogenesis; negative regulation of DNA-templated transcription; positive regulation of transcription by RNA polymerase II.